CAGUUCCUGUUUGCAUUUUGUCUGCUCUGUCGUUCGUAGAGAAGCUGCUGAACGGAAAAUGGCGGACGGUGUGGAUCACAUCGACAUUUACGCCGACGUCGAGGAGGAGUUCAACCAGGAAGCAGACUACCCUGUUCACGACCAGAUAGACCUGUACGAUGACGUCAUCUCGCCAUCAGCCAAUAACGGGGAUGCACCUGAGGACCGGGACUACCUGGACAACCUCCCUGCCCCGGGGGGGUCAGAGGGCAGCAAAAGUGCCCCGCCCAACGUAGUCUAUACCUACACUGGCAAGAGGAUCGCCCUCUACAUUGGAAACCUCACAUGGUGGACGACAGAUGAAGAUUUGACAGACGCCAUCCGAUCAAUAGGCAUCAAUGACGUGCUGGAGAUAAAGUUCUUUGAGAACCGGGCCAACGGACAGAGUAAAGGGUUCGCUCUGGUGUGUGUGGGUUCAGAGGCUUCGUCCAGGAAGCUGAUGGACCUCCUCUCAAAGAGGGAGCUGCACGGACAGAACCCCAUUGUCACGCCGUGCAACAAACAGUCCCUCAGCCAGUUCGAGAUGCAGUCCAGGAAAAGUACACAGUCGGGUCAGAUGUCCGGUGAGGGCAAGGCCGGGCCUCCAGGCAUCGGUCCGCGUGGAGGGUUCCCCAUGGGCAGGGGCAGAGGCAGGUUCCCUGGUCCACCAGGCCCAGGGGGAGAUCGCUUUCCUGGACCCAUCGGCCCCGGAGGUCCCCCGCCACACUUCCCUGGGUCAGGGAUGAGGCCACCAGAGCUCAUAGCCCAUAGACACCAGGAUGGCCAUCUGAUGGAUAUGAAUUUCAAUUGCUUCCCGCCGGGGCGAGAUGGCAACUGGCGACCCAGAGGUGGUAUGCAGGGACCUCCUCGGCCCCCACCCGGACCGCCAGGUCCCCCUGGCCCCCCCGGCCCCCCUCCCCCAGGACAGGGCCUCCCACCUCCCAUGUCUGGUCCCCCCAACCGUGGCGACCGGCCCCCUCCCCCAGUCAUGUUCCCCGGUCAGUUUGGUCAGCCUCCCAUGGGCCCCCUCCCCCCAGGCCCCCCACCACCAGGCUAUGGACCCCCUCCAGGGCCACCUCCUCCACAACAGGGCCCCCCACCUCCAGGACCCUUCCCACCUCGCCCUCCAGGACCCAUCGGGCCCCCCCUUGCGCUAGCCCCACCUCCACACAUGGCCGGGCCCCCCCCAGGCGGUCCCCCACCAGCCCCCCACGUGAAUCCAGCCUUCUUCCCACCUCCUGGGAACAACAACAUGCCCCCCUCAGACAGCCGCGGCCCCCCAGGACCCAACGACCCCUACGGACGCCCGCCGCCAUAUGACCGAGAUUACGGCCCCGGUGGCAGAAACCGCCACCCCCCUCUAAUCUGUGAGUUUGACCCCAGACCGCCUCGCGACCCCUGGACUAAUGAGGGGCUGGUCGAUAUGAAACAUGGCGGACAGAGCUUGUCUAGUGCGAGCGACCCAGGGGAGAUGGACGCAGCACGGACGCCGUUGAGCGAAGCAGAGUUUGAGGAAAUCAUGAACAGGAACCGCGCCAUCUCCAGCAGCGCCAUCUCACGAGCCGUGUCAGACGCCAGCGCAGCUGACUAUGGCAGCGCCAUCGAGACCUUGGUGACAGCCAUCUCUCUGAUCAAACAGUCCAAGGUGUCGGCUGACGACCGCUGCAAAGUCCUCAUAAGCUCUCUUCAGGACUGUCUCCAUGGCAUUGAGUCCAAGUCCUACGGCUCAGCCUCCAGAGGUCCCAAAUCAAACCCUAUCUCCUGUUUGGACAGACGAGAGCGGUCUAGGGAACGCGAUCACAGCCGUUCUCGCGAGAAGAGCCGCCGCCACAAGUCCCGUAGCCGCGAUCGGCACGAGGAUUACUACCGGGAACGCAGCCGGGAGCGAGACAGGCACCGGGAGAGGGACCGGGACCGCGAGAGAGACCGUGAGAGGGAGAGGGAAUACAGACACCGUUAACGGGAUAGGGGAGUUAACGGACGAGGAUCAGGAGGACAGACAGCCAACGCUCCACCUACUGGCUGCUUCUGGAACUACACCCCCUCAACCACCACCUACCUGCGCCCCUGCUCUGCUCUCUCUCUCUCUCUGCUUUUCUGGCUGAGGACUGGGAUCCCUUCACAACUGUGUAAGAAAACAGUAUAGUUCUGUCAAUCUGUACUCAUGGUAAAACCUGAAAAAAAAGAAAGUGACUGCUCUUUUGAUCUUUUUAUUUUUACAACCAUUUUAUUUGAUAUGACAGUAUAACUGUGUGUGAAGAGGUAAGCUUUGUGAACUGAGGGUAAAAUGUAAAGAAUAAAAUGCCUGCUCUAUCCAAAACACAUUGAUAAACAUAGACUUUACUUUUUUGACUUGCUAUAAUGUGUAAAUUGUCAGUUUAGUCGUUGUUUUUAUAGAGAUUUCACUUUUUUGUUUUCUUCUCAGUGUCCCAUUAGGAUAAUGUUUGUAAAUGUCUCUGCUUUUGAUGAUUAAAACUAGAAUCUGUGUUGUAAUAAACUGUUUGUUGGGGUUGACACUU
This is a messenger RNA of Hypomesus transpacificus, 2537 nucleotides long. It is a transcript of the gene cpsf6, whose product is annotated as cleavage and polyadenylation specific factor 6. Gene Ontology annotation, biological process: mRNA alternative polyadenylation. The coding region runs from base 59 to 1978 and encodes 639 amino acids. Lineage: Eukaryota; Metazoa; Chordata; Actinopteri; Osmeriformes; Osmeridae. Gene Ontology annotation, cellular component: mRNA cleavage and polyadenylation specificity factor complex. Gene Ontology annotation, molecular function: mRNA binding. The transcript is spliced from 12 exons. The record is from RefSeq and is a predicted model, not a curated record.